AUGAAGGCUCUCCAAGCGGCCAACACUGCAGCUGGAGGACCAAUUCGGCCCGAGUCCGGCGCGUACAUUGCUGCACAAGGUGAUCCCAAGCACAUGUCUGUAGCAACAACGGGGAUCGACAGCCCAACGAUGCAGCAGCAACAGUUAUAUGGCACUCCGUCACAGCAUGGCUUUAGCCCGGCGUUCGGAUACGGUGCCCCACAAAUGCAGCCUGCGAUGGUCCAACACGACCAAUACGGCAACCCCUAUGGCAUCCAACCCAUAGGUAUGGGAUAUCCUGGAAUGAGUCCUUAUCCACAGGCCCAAUCUCCGCCACCACCGUUCUACGCUUCGGGUGGUACGUACGAUCAGGGACAUUAUAAGCCACCGGCAGAGGUUGCUGGGGACGUGAUGCACCCCGUCCCUGUAAAUCGGCAGAGCACUGGCAUGAGCGACACGCAGAGCCAAGUUACCUCGACCACUGCUGCGACAGGGUCGCACCAUCAACAAGGAGGCGAACCGAGGCCGCCAGCGGAGUUGAGUUCGCAAGGAAGUGUCAGGUAUUAA
Cladophialophora carrionii CBS 160.54 is the source of this 546-nucleotide messenger RNA. RefSeq lists its product as uncharacterized. Lineage: Eukaryota; Fungi; Ascomycota; Eurotiomycetes; Chaetothyriales; Herpotrichiellaceae. The record is from RefSeq and is a predicted model, not a curated record. The transcript has a single exon. The coding region runs from base 1 to 546 and encodes 181 amino acids.